Molecule: messenger RNA, 1578 nt
Organism: Hibiscus syriacus
Lineage: Eukaryota; Viridiplantae; Streptophyta; Magnoliopsida; Malvales; Malvaceae
Product: nucleolin 2-like
Exons: 2
Coding region: 1-1578 (525 amino acids)
Biological process (GO): vesicle-mediated transport
Cellular component (GO): chloroplast; nucleus; membrane
Molecular function (GO): mRNA binding
Source: RefSeq, a predicted model, not a curated record
AUGGGUCUGCUUCGGAAGAGUUUCCUAUGGCCAAAGGUUUUAGACAAGGCUAUAUCUGUGGAGGCGGGGAUUUUCAAUUUAAGAACUGCUAUUUUGGCUUUUGAUAGCCUUGUUAAUUACCUCGGUACUCUUAAAGAUACCGUUGAAUUACGCGACAAAUUGCAUAAGACAAGGCUUGAUAUUGAGCAAUUGGUCGAAGAGUCUUCAGCUAAACUAAGGGAAUCAAGAGAAGCUGAUCAAGAUGCAGAACCCUUAAAGAAAUCUACCGAUGACAAGCUUGCAGUAGAUUUUCAAGAAACUCUUGAAGACUCCCAUAAGGUUCAAAGGCUUGCAGCUGGGAGGGAGACAGUAGUUUCAACUGCUGUCCCCGAAGAAGUUCUUCCUUCCAGUUACGAUGUUUAUGAGCUGGAGAAAAAUCCAUCCAAAAGUCUUGCACAUCAACAACUUCUGGUUACAAAAAAAGUGGCCAAGAAUCGUGAGGAAGAAGCUGAGAAACGGGCUAAAGCCACAGCUCACAGGGCUAAGUAUGGCCGUCAAUCCAAAUCUGGGGAAAACGAGAUCAAAAAAACUUUGAAAAAUCCAGUUAAGAAGGCGAAUCGUGUGGAGAUUUUGGUGCCGAAGGUGACGGAAGCUGAGCUACAUAAACAUACAGAGGAGCAACAGGCGCCGACGUUGAAGAAAGUGGAAAAGGAGAAGGAGAAGGAGAAGGAGAAAGAGAAACAUAGUAUGACUGCGGCGGAGGAAGAGUAUGAGAGGAUGCUGUUGGUGACAAAAAAGAAUAGGGAUGAUUUCUUGGUUAAAACAAGGAACGUGGAAGAGACAUCUGCGCAGAGUUCUAAGGCGGUUAACCAAUCACCCAAUCGCCAUGAUUUUAAUUACUGGUGGAAGAAAGACUAUCCAAAAAUCAGUAAUGGAUAUGGAUCUGGCUGCUUUACGUUAUACAUUGAGAACUUACCAGAGAAGAUCCAUUGGAAGAGAUUUGGAUCUUUAUUUUGUCCAUUCGGUCAGGUUAUGGAUGCUUUCAUUCCAACCAAAAUAAAUUCGAAGGGGAUUCGUUUUGGAUUUAUUAGCUUUGCAACAAUUGGAGAAGCCAUGAAAGCGAUCUCAAUGAUGAAUGGAGCUCGCAUUGAUGGUAGAAUAAUUGAAGUCUCUUUUGCUAAAUUCAACCCAAGACAUUCUUUUUGGAGAAAGUCUUCGUCAGUUGUUCAUCAAAAGCCUGAGAGGGAAGAUGUUACAAGAAAUAAUCUCUAUUCAGUAGACGGUGUUGUUGACCAAACUAAACUUCAAGUUUUGGAUAACUGCCUAAUGGGGUGGUGUAAGGACUAUACCAAGAUCGGCAAUCUUGCUAGCCAAAUGCAAGAUAAAGGACUCAAUGGUUUCUCGUUAAUGAGAGCUGCUGGGAAUGUAGUUCUCAUGAUAUUCGAGGACUCUGAUAUGUUGAAUAGGGUGAAGAAUGAACAAUCAGAGACUCUUGCUGAGUGGUUUUCCAGAGUUGAAGCUUGGUCGGAGAGUCUAGUUGUAGAGUGCCGUCGAGUAUGGGUAGUUUGCGAAGGGAUUCCAUUUCACGCGUGGAAUUGA